GUUGGUUGGAGUCUGGCUAUGGCUUGGGCAAGCAGGGGACAGGACAGCCUGGCUGGUGGAUGUUUCGCGCACAAACCGGGGGCCCUGAUGCUGCUGUCAUGCCGCUACUGACGUCAUGCUGACGAGUCCUGCUGCUGCUGUGCCGUACAGGUAUCCGGCCGGGUGCUGCCGCCGCCCGUGCUGGCGUACGGCAACCCGCAGGCGUACAAGCUCAGUGGCAGCGGGGCGUGGAACCUUAGCAAUGUGCAGUUCGCUGAGCCCCGUCCGCUGGACUCCUGGGCCGUGGUGCCGCUGCUGUCGCAGGCGUCCUGCGACCACGACGGCGAGGGCUCCCUGUGGUCCUUCCUCACCGACCUGUGCCGCGUCAUGAAGGAGUGCGGCAUGAACGUGGUCGACCCAGUGGUCCCCGACAACCCCGAGCAGUCCCCCCCGGUGGUGUGGGCCGCCCCCGCGGGGGGACCGGGGCGGGGGGUGGAGGGUGCCAUGCGUGAGGCGGCGGAGGCGGCGAGGCGGCGGUACGGCAAGCCGGCGAAGCUGCUGCUGGUGGUGCUGCGGGAGAAGUGCACGGAUGAGUACCAGGAGGUGAAGCGCGUGUCGGACAUGGAGCUGGGCAUCCCCUCGCAGGUGGUGGCGGGGAACAAGGCCAAGGUGGGCACCACGGCUCGCGGCGGCGGGGUGCAGUACUGCGCCAACGUGGUGCUCAAGAUCAACAACAAGCUGGGCGGAGUCAACGUGAAGCUGUCGGGGGGGAUCAGAUGCCUCCCGGUCAUUGGCGGCGACCGCGCCCCGCCCUUCAUGGUCCUGGGCGCCGACGUCACGCACCCCACCGGCGCCUCCGCCCCCGCCCGCGGCAGCGAGGGCAGCCUGCGUGACGCCAGCGUGGCGGCGGUGGUGGCCAGUCUGGACGGCAGCCUGGGCCGCUGGGGCAGCCGGGUGCUGCUGCAGGCGGGGCGACAGGAGGUGAUCAGCGACAUGGGCGGUGCGGUGCGGGAGCUCCUACUGGAGUUCUACAAGGCAAACAGGGGGGUGAAGCCGCAGCGGCUGGUGAUGUACCGUGACGGAGUGAGCGAGGGGCAGUUCGAGCAGGUGCUGGCGGAGGAGUACACCGCCAUACGCAAGGCCUGCCUGGACCUCGAGGCCAACUACCGGCCCGCCAUCACAUUCGUGGUGGUGCAGAAGCGCCACAACACGCGGCUCUUCCCGGCGGACCAGGCAGCGGCGGACAAGAACGGCAACGUGGUCCCCGGCACGGUGGUGGACCGCGGCAUCACCUCCCCGGACGCAUUCGACUUCUACCUGAACAGUCACGCGGGGCUGCAGGGCACUAACAAGCCCGCCCACUACCACAUCCUGGUGGACGAGAUCGGUUUCGGAGCCGAUGGCAUCCAGCUGCUGACCUACUGGAUGUGCUACCUGUAUCAGCGCACCACCCGGUCUGUCAGCUACUGCCCGCCCGCCUACUACGCGGACCGUGCGGCGUUCCGAGGCCGCACGCUGCUGGCCGCGGCCACCUCCUCCUCCGACAGCGCCUCCGAGACCGGCUCGCUGCAGGCGGGGGCGGCAGGCGGGCGGCCGCAGCAGUUCGCGGGCAUCCACCGCGACCUGGGCAACCUGCUCUACUUC
Astrephomene gubernaculifera is the source of this 1623-nucleotide messenger RNA. The record is from the annotation of a GenBank genome assembly. Lineage: Eukaryota; Viridiplantae; Chlorophyta; Chlorophyceae; Chlamydomonadales; Astrephomenaceae.